Molecule: messenger RNA, 1530 nt
Organism: Microdochium trichocladiopsis
Lineage: Eukaryota; Fungi; Ascomycota; Sordariomycetes; Xylariales; Microdochiaceae
Exons: 5
Coding region: 130-1455 (441 amino acids)
Biological process (GO): proteolysis
Molecular function (GO): cysteine-type peptidase activity
Source: RefSeq, a predicted model, not a curated record
GACAACUCAUCGGCUCGAAGCACUAUCGAGUCCAAAAGCGAUACCCCGUCGCCGGAUGACACUGCCAUCCCCGAUGAUGAUGCGAAAGAUCCUGAUGUUCCUGCUGAACCAACCCUGUUUUUGACUGAAAUGGCGACAAUCAUCUACGAGAUGGAUGCGAUCAUCGACUCUCCAUCUUGCGUUAUGUACAGGAGAGUUUUCAAAGCACUGUCCAUGGAUCCUGAAUCCAAAUUGCCCGGUUUUGAAAUGAAUACAUGGUCAGGGACUAUGUGGAGUCACUUUUUGAAUGCCAGCGAGAUGCGCUCACAACAAGCAACCAUCUACCGGCUGAUCGCGUACAUGGGAUUCUCGCAAUGGUUUGAUGCGCAGAAGACUGAUUUCGAGGAGAAAUAUGCCUUCCGAGGGCAUCGACGUACAGGUCGGCGCCUGGCAUCGAUCGUCCUUGACCAUCUCCUUAAAUUAGAGCGUCAAGACACUAAGAAGCGCACUAGACUAAUCCGAAUGAACAGUCAUGGCAAGAAACUACGCGCAAUUGUCAAAAUCCAUGGUUGGUGGAUAUUGUUCCAUCAGAGAAUAUGGGAUUUUAUUAAAUCUAACGCCAUCUUGUCAAAGACCACAUCAGAGCUCGAAGGAUUAGAGUAUUUCGAACCACUAAAGACAUGUCUCGACGAGCAGAUGACGACGUUUGCUGACACAGGGAAGACCGACUUCUCUUCAUUCUUAUAUUCUCUCACAAAAUCUGCCUCGAACUUAUUGAAGUCACAGGUCGACAGACUACGGCAAGACUUUGAAGUAGAAGAGGUGACGCCCGCAAUGGUUAGUGCAAAGGUCCAUGAUCUGAAGCAAGGACUGCUGCAGAUGUGUCGAGCUGGCAGAAGGGACGUGUUUUGGGUCAACGGCAAGUAUGAGGUAGACCGGCAAGUAAUCGACACGCUUGACCCUGAUACGUGGCUGAACGGAUGGGUCAUCAACGUGGGAUUGGAGCUGGCCGAUAAGCCACUGACUACCAGCUCUCAAUGGAGUUUCCAUUUCAAGGGCUCGCUGGAGCAGGUCAGGCAGCGAUUCGACAACGACAUGACAAACGCGAUUUCAAUUGCAUUCUGCCCUCUGUUUCAUGACAACCACUUCACAUUACUUGAGAUCAAUAUGCCGGAUAAUACGAUUCGUCACUACAACUCCAUGGCAUCGGAGGACACCGCAUCGUCUGUACAGAGAGCGGUGGUGGGAUCUUUUGGUCCCAAUUGGACUUACGACGAGACACCUUGCCCGCAGCAGACUGACACGUCAUCGUGCGGCUUGAGCGUGUUCCAUAUCGCGUCUAUGCGAAUGAACAAUGUGAGCAUGGAGGAGAUGGUGCCGAUGAAUGCGAACAAGUGCCGUGCAGACUUGGCUGAUCUGUUCUUGCGAGCCAUUGACCGUGGGGCGAUCUGGGUAGGACGAAGAAUUGCGAAAUGAUCCGAGCAUCUAAUUUCAACCGGAGCUUAUUAUGGGUUAGACUAGGCUAGAACAAUGUUCAGUAUCGCAAGUGUA